UGGGUCAAGGGGGUGAUGAUUCGUUGCAUGCUUAACAUCUGGGGUGUGAUCCUGUAUCUCCGGCUACCUUGGAUCACUGCACAAGCAGGCAUAGCGCUGACUUGGGUGAUCAUUCUAAUGUCUGUCACCGUGACCACCAUCACCGGAUUAUCCAUUUCUGCCAUCUCCACCAACGGCAAAGUCAAAUCAGGUGGGACGUAUUUCCUCAUUUCAAGAAGCCUUGGGCCAGAGUUGGGAGGCUCCAUCGGCCUCAUCUUCGCUUUUGCCAACGCCGUGGCUGUGGCCAUGCAUACGGUGGGCUUUGCAGAAACGGUGCGAGACCUCUUGCAGGAAUAUAACUCAAGCAUGGUGGAUCCAACCAAUGACAUCCGCAUCAUCGGAGUUGUCACGGUGACGGUGCUGCUUGGAGUAUCCUUGGCUGGGAUGGAGUGGGAAGCGAAGGCGCAGGUUCUGUUUUUUGUGGUGAUCAUGAUUUCCUUCAUUAACUACGUGGUGGGGACGGUUAUGCCAGCCACUGAGGAGAAGCAGGCCAAAGGAUUUUUCAGCUACCGAGCCAACAUUUUUGCUCAGAACUUUGUUCCCAGCUGGCGGGGCCCCGAUGGCAGCUUCUUCGGUUUGUUUUCCAUCUUCUUCCCAUCAGCCACUGGCAUCUUGGCAGGAGCCAACAUUUCAGGUGAUUUGAAGGAUCCUGCUGUGGCAAUUCCUAAAGGAACCCUCAUGGCUAUUUUUUGGACAACCGUAUCAUACCUGGUUCUGUCAGCUACAAUUGGUUCUUGUGUUGUCCGUGAUGCCUCUGGAAGCCUUAAUGAUACCGUCCUCGCUGGUUCCAUGGGCUGUGAAGGCAUUGCUUGUGGUUAUGGCUGGAACUUCACAGAGUGUGCUCAGAGACAUAGCUGUCAAUAUGGGCUGAUCAAUUAUUAUCAGACCAUGAGCAUGGUUUCUGGCUUUGCCCCUCUCAUCACAGCUGGGAUUUUUGGGGCCACCCUCUCUUCGGCUUUGGCAUGCCUCGUCUCAGCCCCCAAAGUUUUCCAGUGUCUUUGUAAGGAUGAACUAUACCCGGCCAUUGGCUUUUUUGGAAAGGGAUAUGGAACAAAUAAUGAACCAAUCAGGGGUUACAUGCUGACAUACCUCAUCGCGGUUGGCUUCAUCCUGAUAGCGGAACUGAAUGCCAUCGCUCCCAUCAUCUCCAACUUCUUCCUCUGCUCCUACGCGCUCAUCAAUUUCAGCUGCUUCCAUGCCUCUAUCACCAACUCACCAGGUUGGAGACCCUCCUUUAGGUAUUAUAGCAAGUGGGCAGCUCUGUUUGGGGCCAUCAUUUCUGUCAUUAUCAUGUUCCUGCUAACCUGGUGGGCUGCCCUCAUCGCUAUUGGGGUUGUGGUGUUCUUGCUUGGAUACGUUCUUUACAAGAAGCCUGGCGUUAACUGGGGCUCAUCUGUUCAAGCUGGUUCCUAUAACAUGGCGCUGAAUUAUUCUGUGAGUCUCAACGAGGUAGAUGACCAUAUUAAAAAUUACAGGCCUCAAUGCCUUGUCCUAACUGGUCCUCCCAACUUCCGCCCAGCCCUGGUUGAUUUUGUGGGCACUUUUACGAAAAAUUUGAGUCUGAUGAUCUGUGGGAAUGUGCUGAUCGGGCCCUGCAGACAAGCAAAUGCUGAAGUGGGACUUGCUUCCAAAGGCCACAUCAAAUGGCUGACCAAACGAAAGAUCAAAGCUUUCUACACAGGCAUCUUAGCAGAGGACUUGAGAACUGGAGCACAAAUCCUUAUGCAGGCCUCAGGUCUUGGGAAAAUGAAACCUAAUAUUCUUGUGCUUGGAUAUAAGAAUAACUGGCAGGCAGCACAUCCUCAGACAGUAGAAGAAUAUAUUGGGAUUCUGCAUGAUGCUUUUGACUUCAAAUAUGGAGUAUGCGUGAUGCGCGUGAAGGAGGGACUCAAUAUUUCUCGGAUCAUGCAGGCUCACAUUAAUCCAGCUUUUGAUCCAGCAGAAGUUCCUCAGAAAAACAGUGAAGUACCUGCUGUAACAGGCACAUUGGAUCCUGAUGCCUCAAUGGCAGAACGACAGGCGAGCACAAUUUUCCAGAUGGAUCAUGGCAAGAAAACGAUUGAUAUCUACUGGCUGUUUGAUGAUGGAGGUCUGACUCUUCUCAUCCCUUACCUCCUUGGCCGCAAAAAGAGGUGGGGGAAAUGCAAGAUCCGAGUGUUUGUCGGUGGGCAGAUCAACCGAAUGGACGAAGAGCGGAAAGCGAUUGUCUCUUUAUUAAGCAAGUUUCGGCUUGGAUUUCAUGAGGUUCACGUCCUUCCAGAUAUUAACCAGAAACCCCGACCUGAACAUGUGAAGAGAUUUGAUGACUUAAUUGCUCCGUUCAGACUGAACGAUGGCUUCAAAGACAAUGCGGUGGUGAAUGAGAUGCGUCAUGGUUGCCCAUGGAAAAUUUCCGAUGAAGAGGUUGCAAAAAACAAAGCUAAGUCACUUCGACAGGUGAGAAUGAAUGAAAUUUUGCUGGAUUAUUCUCGGGAUGCUGCUCUUAUUUUCAUAACUAUGCCAGUUGGCCGAAAGGGAUGUCCCAGUAGCCUGUACAUGGCUUGGCUGGAGACCCUCUCGCAAGAUCUCAGGUCUCCUGUGAUCCUGAUCAGAGGCAACCAGGAAAACGUCUUGACUUUUUACUGUCAGUAG
Messenger RNA from Pseudonaja textilis, 2670 nucleotides. Lineage: Eukaryota; Metazoa; Chordata; Lepidosauria; Squamata; Elapidae. The record is from RefSeq and is a predicted model, not a curated record.